AUGGCGAACUGGAGCGCUACAAGGCGGUGGGUCGUCCGUGGGUUCAAUCAGCGGCCAGGCGCGGACUUCGGCGAGACCUUCUCGCCGGUCAUCAAGCCGGCGACGAUCCGCACCGUCUUGACGCUCGUAGCGACCUAUGGCUGGCCUGCUCACAAAUUGGAUGUUUCCAAUGCGUUCUUACAUGGCAAUUUACAGGAACAUGUGUACAGUCAGCAACCCACCAGCUUCAUCGACUCGCACCACCCGGACGCCGUCUGCCUGCUGUCGCGGUCACUCUAUGGCCUGCGGCAGGCUCCCCGGGCGUGGUUCGAGCGCUUCGUCGGUCAUGUGACCUCGCUCGGCUUCAUCCAGUCCAAGGCGGAUUCGUCGCUGUUCGUGCUACGGCAGAACGGGGCCACUGCCUACCUUCUGCUGUACGUGGACGACAUGAUUCUCUCCGCGUCUUCGGCAAGCCUCCUCCAGCACGUCAUCGCGCGCCUCCGUGACGCGUUCAAAGUCAAGGACAUGGGUCCGGUGAGGCACUUCCUCGGCAUUAACGUGCGCCGGAACCACGCCGGCUUCUUCCUGUCUCAGGAGCAGUACGCUGAGGAGCUGCUCGAUCGCGCGGGAAUGGCGAACUGCAACACCGCGCCCACUCCGGCUGACACCAAGCCCAAGCCCUCUACCACCGAGGGACAACUCAUCAAUGACGCCACAACCUACAGAAGCAUUGUCGGCUCCUUGCAGUACUUGACGAUCACGCGGCCCGACAUCGCCUACGCGGUGCAGCAGGUGUGCUUGCACAUGCGCGCGCCGCGGGAUGUGCUUCAGACUAUGCAGAAGCGCAUUCUUCGGUACAUCAAGGGCACGGUGAGCUUGCGCGUCCAACUACGCAAGGCUCCACAGGCGGUGAUCACCUCUUACUCGGACGCGGACUGGGCGGGUUGCCCAGACACACGGCGAUCCACUUCUAGGUUUGGCGUGUUCCUGGGCGAGUCUCUCAUCUCGUGGUCAUCCAAACGCUAG
This is a messenger RNA of Sorghum bicolor (sorghum), 1005 nucleotides long. RefSeq lists its product as uncharacterized. Lineage: Eukaryota; Viridiplantae; Streptophyta; Magnoliopsida; Poales; Poaceae. The coding region runs from base 1 to 1005 and encodes 334 amino acids. The record is from RefSeq and is a predicted model, not a curated record. The transcript has a single exon.